UUUUUCACUCUCCUCUAUCCAAAACUCCAAAAUAUUUCCGAGUCCCAUCACCACCGCGCUCGCACCGAAGCCACAGCACGGAAAAGCGCUUCUCCCUACAGCUACUGCCCAUGGCGUUCCUUCUCCCUCUCACGGAGAUCGCCCCGAUCCGCGGAGCCAAAACCCCUCCCAAUCGCAGAAGCAGCAGCUGCGGCAGCAGAAGCCGCGCGGAGAGGCGGGGCGAAGGCGCUAGGGUUUGCGUGCGCGGGCGCGUCAAGGGCGAGGAGAAGGGGCGGGUGAUUAGGGUUUCGGACCCGAUUCGGGAGCCGCUGGGGCUCGCCCCCCUCUUCUCGGGGUCGCUUCUUCGGGAAUCGUCCUCCUCUUCUCCAUCCUCUCCUCCCUCUUUGAGGGACCAGCAGAGAGAGGCGGGAGACGAUAAGCAGGAUUAUUAUGUUAAUUUGGGGUACGCGAUUCGGACUCUGAGGGAGGAGUUUCCUGAUAUCUUCUACAAGGAGCCUAAAUUUGAUAUCUAUAGAGAUGAUAUUGUCUUCAAAGAUCCUUUGAACACCUUUGUGGGCGUUGAUAGCUACAAACGGAUAUUUUGGGCUCUGAGAUUUAACGGCCGAAUUUUCUUCAAGGCCUUGUGGAUAGACAUAGUCAGCGUAUGGCAACCGGUGGAGAAUGUAAUUAUGAUUCGUUGGAUUGUCCACGGCAUCCCUCGUGUGCCAUGGGAGAGCCAUGGCCGCUUCGACGGCACCUCCGAAUAUAAACUCGACAAAAAUGGCAAAAUAUAUGAGCACCGUGUAGAUAAUGUCGCUCUCAACUCUCCAACGAAAUUUAGGGUUUUGCCAGUGGAGGAGUUAAUCCGGUCUCUUGGCUGUCCGUCUACUCCAAAGCCAACUUAUUUUGAGACAUCAUUAUUAUUUGGCUUCCUGUUAAGAUUCACAUGGACAAGAUGCUACCUUACAUUUUAUCUUACUCUUUCUUUUGUAUGUGCAGCUGAAGGUUGAGAGUAAGUUUUGGGUCUACCAAUAUGCCGCCAAAGUUUUGUCCCAUUUGUUGUAUGAUAGUGUAUCUACUGCUAUGAGUAGAUAUUAGCAUACUAAUUAAUGUAUAAUAUCUGUAUAGUAACUGGUAAUGAAUAAAAUAAAAGCCUUCUUGUUUAAAUUA
Messenger RNA from Ananas comosus (pineapple), 1149 nucleotides. RefSeq lists its product as uncharacterized. The coding region runs from base 111 to 989 and encodes 292 amino acids. The record is from RefSeq and is a predicted model, not a curated record. Lineage: Eukaryota; Viridiplantae; Streptophyta; Magnoliopsida; Poales; Bromeliaceae. The transcript is spliced from 2 exons.